Microdochium trichocladiopsis is the source of this 2832-nucleotide messenger RNA. Its product is annotated as heterokaryon incompatibility protein-domain-containing protein. The record is from RefSeq and is a predicted model, not a curated record. Bases 1 to 2832 code for a protein of 943 amino acids. The transcript has 4 exons. Lineage: Eukaryota; Fungi; Ascomycota; Sordariomycetes; Xylariales; Microdochiaceae.
AUGGCCCUGCAGACAACUCCUCUCACGCCCACAAGUUCCGCAACCUUAUCCUCGGUCGUGGCAUCAACCACACCUGCCUUCCAGGGUGUCCCGACCGUCAUCACGCUCGACACCGACGACGUCAUCACGGGAAACGCGGCCUUCGUCUCGUGUUACACGCUGCUGAUCAACCCGGAGAGCAUCUACUUCAUCCACGACCAUGGAUACAUGGGCAGCAACAACGUCGGCAGCAACGGCGUGCAGAUCUACAUGGAAAGCAUCACUGUUCAUGGCGGGCAGUUCCCCACGGACGCGAGCGAGACGCCGGGGCCGACGUGCACUCAUACUUCCAGCAGUGGGACCGUCAGCGCUAGCACGAGCAGCACGACGUCGGCGGUCCCGACACAGACACAGCCAGGCGCGGGAACAAGAAUAGCUAGCUCUACUUUCGGCAGGGUACUGCGGGCAAGGGGAUUGAACAUUAACACAAGUACGGUUCGGAGUGUAUUUCUAGCAAUUGAAAGCCUUGUUACUUCGUAUACCUCGAUAUCUUUAGACCCCAACUACUCGAGAUAUUUGCCCAAAGUAUCGAAUAACAUCGUGCUACAGUACGUAUCUCUGGUUCGCGGGGUACAUGUCCCGGAUUGGGCACAGCCACCAGAUAACGGCCAGCGCCAAGGCAGCAAGGCAGCAAGGCAGCAAGGCAGCAAGGCAUACAGGAGACAGCCUGUCGGCCUCUGCUCGAGCGGGGAAAGACGCGAGGCACAGCCUCAAUCCCGCUUCCCUUUCUUUUUGGGCACUGAUGCAAUUCUUCCUGAAUCUUUGCCACAGCUCGCUAGAAUGACGAUCCGAAGCAUUGGCGGGACAUUUAUCAACGGUACUUACCGAAAUGUCCUCCACGAAACCGGGUUACAAAUAUCCCACGCAGCUCGAAGAGCGAGGAGAGAUCCGUCUGAUCUCUGUCACUCGCCAGCCAGGUCAACCGAUUCAGUGCGCUUUCGUCCAUGCUCAGCUUUCUCGGGGGGCCACAGCACUGAAGAGGGCGAAGUCGGUGCUGAGGAAAAGUGGUGCUGUGAUCUGCCCUAUUUCGCAAUUUCCUACAAUUGGGGUACCGACUCGAGAGGGGAGAUCAUUGAGGUUGAUGGAGGUCGGUUCGCUGUUACUACGAAUCUCUUUCGCCUACUACAAGACAUUUGUCUCAAGAGACCCGGCGACUUAUUUUGGGCCGAUGCAAUAUGUAUCGAUCAGAGUAAUCAUGCCGAGAAGAGCCACCAAGUCCAGCAGAUGCCGCAUAUAUACGAAGCUGCCGAGCAGGUCUGCAUAUAUCUUGCUGAAGUUCAUCUGAUGGAUGCCGACUAUUGUCGAAGCGAUGCGGUGCGCGCUCUUACGAGAGCACAAGAAAAUUUUGAUCGGAUCACACGAGGGCAAUACUGGCCCGUCGACAGCCCGAUAUGGAAAUCAGCCUGGGAUAGUAGUUGGGCCGGUCGCGAGUUCAACUUACAGUACAACACGACGGAACAGACAACAGCUAUGAAGACACUCUUUUCGCAUCCCUGGUUCUCACGAGCGUCGAUUAUACAGGAGGUAGCUAAAGCUCGAUCUGCUACUAUCUACUGCUAUGGCUACCACAUAUCAAGGAGGGUGUUUGCCCUUAUGCCGUCAAUAAUACCCAUUAUACCUGGCGCGCACUAUCAGGCGAUACUCGAUAUUAUGCCGGGACCGACCCGCACAUCGUGGUGGAUAAAGGACCGAACUCUACGCAAGCUACUAUACAAAUUCCGCGAGUCACAAGCACGUUUCACCCACGACAAGAUCUAUGCACUCCUCGGGAUCUGCACUGACUCCGAAGCUAGAAUGAUUCUGGAGCCGGAUUACAGUAAGGGAGAAGAGCAAGUCGCUCAAGAUGCAGCCGCUAUGCUGUAUCGGGUGCCCAGAUAUCUCUUAGCCGGGAUACCGCUCAAUAGUCCUUAUAUUUUCGAAGCCCCAGAACCCGACACGCUGAAACAACGUUCCAAACUCAGGCGUCCUACGGAAAAGGAUGAAGGAAAGUGGCAUGAAAAUGCUUCCGACUUUGUACCUCUGGCGUACGUCAUACACGCUGCUGCGGGUCCUCGCAAGCCUGGUCUGAAUGAUUUCCAUUUUGGUGGCCACAGUCUUGGAGCGGAUCGCGCUCUUCUCCAGCACAAAGCAGAACAGUUAUUUUCUCAAGUCAAAAGACUGAACCACACCUCCCGAUUCGCCUAUGCAAGAGUGCCACCGCAAGGUCUCAGCCUAGAUGCUGCGAUUCCCAACACCAAUGAGCUUGCUGCUGCUGCUGCUUGCAGGUGUGCUUGGAUGACUAAACCGAGGGAUGCGGGCAAAGCAGUGGCGGGGGAGGAAGUCGCUCUGGACGGAGAGUCGUUUUCAACAGCUCGCAUACGGCUCGCUCUGUCGCUCAAGAUGGGACUAGGCGCCUACAGCAUUCUACGGCUUAUGCUGAGGCCCUUUGUGCUGGAGCUCGAGGCUUCCGAAACCAGUCUCCUGGCCAAGAUACUCCGUCAUAGCAGCUUCCCGGACGCCGUUCUACUCUUGCUAAGAGGUCGGGAUCUUGUUCAUGCCAUCCCAUCCAGCCGCGUUCUUGUGCGAGCGCUAAGUGGUAACCAGCAAUACGGACCUCGGAUUCUCCACGGCAUCCUGCGCGACAUUCUCGACAAUACGAAAACCCCCAGAAAUAUGAAGACUCUGCAACAGGCUUCACCGGCACGGUACUCAAGCAUCCUUUCCGACAAUUUGCCAUUCUGGGAUCAAUCUAACAGAUUUUGUCUCGGAUUUCGAGCUCAUCAAUAUCUAUAUACACUUUGGACCCGUGGAUGA